This is a messenger RNA of Macadamia integrifolia, 2664 nucleotides long. RefSeq names its product aspartic proteinase CDR1-like. Lineage: Eukaryota; Viridiplantae; Streptophyta; Magnoliopsida; Proteales; Proteaceae. The transcript has a single exon. Gene Ontology annotation, biological process: proteolysis. The record is from RefSeq and is a predicted model, not a curated record. Gene Ontology annotation, cellular component: extracellular region. Bases 1133 to 2467 code for a protein of 444 amino acids. Gene Ontology annotation, molecular function: aspartic-type endopeptidase activity.
AUUAAGAGCUCAACCAGCAAUAACAAGCUCAAAAGCAUAGCGAAUCAGUGCACAAGCACAAAUUCAAAGGACAUUUAUUUUUUUUUCACUUGCAUAUUGUUAAUCACUUAAUACUCAAACAUCGAAAAAUAAAUGAAACAAAUCCGUACUCUAUGAUUUAAUAGAUCAACAAAGGAGAAUUCAAAACAAAAUGGAGAAAAAUAAAGAAAAACACAAAACUUAGGGAACCUCAUAUAGUAAAUAGCUGUAUGUAUUCAUACCACUAAUAAUUCAAAGAAAAAUGAAGCAACUAGAAGAAAUGCAAAAGAAGGAAAGAAGAGAAUGGAAGAAAAUGAGAGAAUAAAGAUUGAUUACCUCGAAGUGGUUUCUCCGUCUAUGCAUUUUCGCUCCUGUUCUACUUUGUACAGAUCCAUACUUCAAUUUAUGAUUCAAAAGAAAUAAGAAUCCAGCUCAACACAAAAAAGGAUUUCAACAACCAUUUUACUUGGCUCCCUAUUCCUAGUAAGUGGAAGAUAUGAAUUUUCAGCACUCCUAUUUCUCUACUCUCUCUCCCACUUUCUUUUAUUCAUCUCAACACUUGAUUUUCUCGACUAGAAAUCAAAACUUACCAUUAAUAAGGUAAUGCCAUGACAGAUGAAUCCCUAAGAGUUUGGUUAAUUUCCGUGUAAGAAUUGAAAACCCUCCAUGUGUUUUUGAAUCUAGUCCGGCCAUGGGAUAAACCUUAUUUAUAUUGUGGUCAUUUGUAUUCCUCACAGUUAUUUGCUACCUUGUUUGUUAAUUAAUUGUAAUUAAUAUUUUCUCUACUCUCUUUACCACUCAACAUCUUGAUUUUCCCUACUAGAAAUAAAAUCUAACCAUUAAUAAGGUAAUUCACUCACAGAUGAAGCCACAAGAAUUUGAUUAAUUUCCGUGUAAGAAUUGAAACGCCUCCAAGAGGAUUUGAAUCUAGUCCAAAUCCUGAAUAUGAAAACAGAAAAUAAUGAUUCAAAUCGUUUUGUACCUCUUUGUAUCCUCUUAAAUCCCUUCGUACGACCGUCCAUAUACUUCUUGUAUAGUCUUCAGUCUCUAACUAUAAGUAUACCUAUUACAACUCUCAAAUUCUCAAAUCUCUCUCUACACCUUCCUCAUAAUCAUGGCUUCUUAUAUUAGUUCUUGUUCACCCUUACCUGCUCUAGCCAUUGUCUUCUUCUCCAUUUACCUUUCUACCUUUUCCCAAGUUGAAGCUGGUCAUGGUAAUGGUGGGUUCAGUGUCGAUUUUAUCCACAGGGAUUCAAUGCUCUCUCCUUCUUACGAUCCAUCGGUGACUCAUUUCGAGCGUCUGCAGAAUGCCUUCCGUCGAUCGGUGUCCCGUGUCAAUCAUUUCAAGCAGUCCUUAAUCUCUCCAUCUGAAGUUUCGACGCCGGCUUUCCCUGUCGGUGGAGCAUAUCUCAUGGAAAUAUCAUUUGGUACACCACCUGUGUCAAACCUUGCAAUUGCUGAUACAGGUAGUGAUCUUAUAUGGAUACAAUGCAAGCCUUGUGUACCAUGUUACAAACAAGAUGCUCCUCUAUUUGAUCCUACCAAAUCAUCAACCUAUAAAAACAUAUCAUGCCACACACAAGAAUGUGAUUUGCUAGAAAAUAAUUCAUGUUUAUCUGAUGGUUCUUGUGGGUAUGGUUAUAGUUAUGGAGACACUUCAUUCACUCAGGGUUUUCUUGCUACUGAGACAUUCACAUUGGGUUCCGCUAGUAGUAGUUCAGUCUCCUUACCAAAGAAAAUCUUUGGUUGUGGACAAGACGAUGAAGGCAAAUUUAAUAAGGAAGAAAGUGGUUUAGUUGGCCUAGGAGGUGGUCCUCUAUCACUGAUUUCACAGAUGAAAUCAACUAUUGGUGGUAAGUUCUCCUACUGCUUGGUUCCUUUAGACAAUGCAAAUCCAAAGAGCAAAUUGAAUUUUGGUAGUGAUGCUGUGGUCUCUGGUGAUGGUGUUGUUUCGACUCCGCUAGUGUCGAAACAUCCAGAUACUUACUACUAUGUGACCCUUGAAGGAAUUAGUGUUGGAAAUAAGAGAUUGGCAUACAAGAAGAAGUACUCAAGGAAGGUUAAUGCUGUUGAGGGAAACAUUAUCCUUGAUUCAGGAACAACAUUGACAUUUCUCCCUUCUGAUUUCUAUGAUAAUCUUGUAUCGGAAGUGAAGAAAUCAAUUAAUGCUGAAACUGUUGCUGACCCUAAAGGGCAACUUGGCUUAUGCUACAAAGUUGGUAGUGAUAUCAAUGUUUCAAUCGCUGCCCAUUUUACUGGUGCAGAUGUACAGUUGAAAACCCUGAAUGCUUUUGUUAAGAUAAGUGAUGAAAUUGUUUGCUUUGCCUUUGUACCUGUUAAAGAUGAUAUUGCUAUCUUUGGGAAUAUAGCUCAAAAUGAUUUUUUGGUUGGACAUGAUCUUGAAGCAAGGAAGGUCUACUUCAAGCCAACUGACUGCACCAAGCAAUAGUUUCUUCAGUUGAAGAUUAUAUGGAUAUGAACUCUCUGUUUGUAAUAAUAAUAUUGCCAUUAUUUACCGCUUUAGCGUUAUUAUCUAUUAUGGAUUCUCAAUGAUACUAUUUUCUUAUUUCAUUGAAUUAGUUAGUGUUUUUUUGCUUUGGUUAUUACUUUGAUAAUCAUAUCUUUGAAAAUCUCUCUCUCUCUCUC